AUGCUUUCCCGUUUCGCGAAGUCGCUGCCCUGCCUCCACCGCCGCGACGUCCCGACGCCCGCCGACACCGCCGCGCCGACGCAGCCGGCCGCCGCCCUCCCCUCCGCCACCGAUCUCGGCGUGAGCGAGGAGAAGCUGGCGGAGUGGCGCAAGCUCGGCGGCGGCGACCUCGAGCCGGUCCUCGCGAGCGGCGCCGUCGCCCUCCUCGACGCGCAGUGGAUCAUCAGCCACGCCGAGGCGGGCGGCGUCCUCACGCACCGCCAGGCUCUGCCCAAAGAGGCCUUCCUCUCCCUCGCCGACCUCGUCGAGGCGACCACCUCGAACCCGUACGGAGAUUGGCUUCCCGUCGGCGCGCUCUCCUACCCGUGGCUGACCAAGGACCACCCCGACCCGCGCGGAGCCAACCUCUCCCGCGUCGCGAGGGCGCUCAAGGUCCUGCUCAGCCGCCCCGACCUCAUCCCGCGGCUCGGCGUCUUUUGGGACUUCGGCUCGCUGCACCAGCACCCCGACCCCCCCAACGGCGUCCUGCGCACCGAGGAGCAGAACGCGCUCUUCAAGCAGGGUUUGGGCUGCCUCGGCACGCUCUACUCCCACAAGUACACACGCGUGCUGCGGCUGACCUCCUUCCCGGACGGCCACAAGGCGGAGGACCAGGCCGAGGGCACCAACGUGGCCAAGUACUUUGACCGCGGCUGGUGCGCCACCGAGAACGCCUGGGCGAGCCUGACCAAGGUCUAUGCCCUCUCGCUCGACCUCGGCAAGAUGCGCGCCGGCAGGGAGUACGACUACUGGAGCCUCAUGUUCGACUGCACCCAGGACGGCGGCCGGCGCCCUCCGCUGCUGCCGUCUGCCUUCGCGGCGGAGCUGGAGACGAAGAGCUUCACCAACGGCAAGGACGACAAGCCGCUGGUGAAGCGGCUGUACGAGGCCGCCUUCGAGGAGCAGUUUGGCAUGGCGACCGUGCUGCACUACGGCGGCCUCGGCUGGGGCGACGCGGAGGCGGCGCAGCUGGCGGAGGUCCUCGCGAGCGGGGCAGCGCCGCAGCUCGAGGAGCUCGCUCUCUUCGCCAAUAAGAUUGGCGACGAGGGCUGCAAGGCGCUGGCCGACGCCCUCGGCAAGGAGGGGGCAGCGCCGCGGCUCGAGAAGCUCGAGCUCCAUGGCAACGAGAUUGGCGACGAGGGCUGCAAGGCGCUGGCCGCCGCCCUCAAGGAGGGGGCCGCCCCGAGCUUGAAGGCGCGAGACGCCCCCCUCGCCACACGCCCCUCCCCCGCCCAAUGCUGA
Molecule: messenger RNA, 1281 nt
Organism: Emiliania huxleyi CCMP1516
Lineage: Eukaryota; Haptophyta; Isochrysidales; Noelaerhabdaceae
Exons: 1
Coding region: 1-1281 (426 amino acids)
Biological process (GO): activation of GTPase activity; nucleocytoplasmic transport
Cellular component (GO): cytosol; perinuclear region of cytoplasm; nucleus
Molecular function (GO): GTPase activator activity; small GTPase binding
Source: RefSeq, a predicted model, not a curated record